AUCCAUACCUGAUUGCACCACUCUUACACGUCUUUCAAGAUCCUCCUCGUCAAAAUGGGCCUGGCUAACACUAACGAGUACUCAAUUCCCUUCGGUAUCGGCCAGUUUGUCUUUGUUCCAAUGGUAGACUUCAACAGCAUCGUACCUUCCGUCUCUUAGAUGUUGUCAAGAACAGGUAGGUCGAGUACGAUCCUUCCCUGGGUGGCAAUCACCCAAGCCAGGGUUUUCUCGGUGUUUACCAUGUCCUCUCCCUUCUCUUCGUCCUGUUCCCCGUCUUUCGCGCCCCCUCUUUCUUCGUCCUUCUCGUUAUCGUUCUCAUAGGGUUCGUUCUCAUAGUACUCUCAUUAUUAUUCUCAUCAUUGUUUUCUACCUCCCCUGUUCUCGCAACCAUGGAGGAUCCACGUGCUCUAGAAAUCAAUAUAUCUUCCCUUAUAGCAAUCAGCACAGCUGCCCUACUGCGCAGAGUUUUACCCUGGCCCCUAUACAAGAUCCCUCCACUGAGCACUUUCCUUGCAAUUGAAGAGGCCCGCACUGAGAGGUAUCAGGAGAAAUUAGCAAGGAUUUGGUUGAGACAGACUGACGAGCGACCUGGCUAUCGAGUUGGGUUGAUUGCUCCUCGCGACAUUGAAUACCAGGCAGCCAUUCGCAUUUUCGAGCCAGAUCCACCCCCUGCCACUUGCUGGCCGCGAUAUGGGGGCCUUGCCCGGUUUAUGGUCGGGUAUGUUGGGCGAUGCAAAGUUAUCAUGGCUGGCUUGAGCGCCGGCCAGCCAUGCGACAGUUCCACUGUGCGGGUAUUGGCACACACGCUGAAGCAGAAUUACGGCGUGCAACAUGCCUUGCUGGUCGGGACGGGAGUAGGGCUUCCCGACCCCACCCCGCAACAGUAUUAUUCUGGGAUUCGCGUGGGAGAUGUGCUUGUGGGGUACAGACAUGCAGGGGGCCAGGGUCCCAUCGUUGCGUAUCGACAUGCGAACCAGAGGUUGACGGGCUAUAUACACGAUGGCGUGCCUGUCACUCUCGAAACAGACCCCACGAUGGUGCGCGCUAUGCAGUGGGUCCAUGAGGAAUGGCGACGGGGACAGAGGGCGGCGUUCAACGAGAAGCUCCAGUCUAUACGAGAGAAUGAGCCUUCUCUUGACUGGCAGGAAACAACGCCGCCAGACACCUUGCUGGCUACAGAGGGGGACGAUUCCAGCGCGAUUGAGCGACCGGAGCGGACUGCCGAAAACCAAACCCGCAUCUGGUACGGGGCCAUUGCAUCGGGAGAUGCCGUAGUCAAUGCCACUCGCGUGCGGGACCGAAUCCGGACGAGGGAUGGGGUGAUCGGGGUGGAAUGUGGAGCCAUCGGCGCCGUCCACAACCUGCGCGCCGGCGUCAUUCGAGGCGUCGCGGGUUACGGCGACAACCGCGACACUCGCGCCUGGCAGGGCAUCGCCGCCUCGGCCGCCGCGGCCUACGCAGCGCUCAUCAUCCAACACCUCUUUCACAUCCACGAUCCCGCGCCACCAGCCUAUAUAGAUAUCUUCUGA
Molecule: messenger RNA, 1529 nt
Organism: Aspergillus heteromorphus CBS 117.55
Lineage: Eukaryota; Fungi; Ascomycota; Eurotiomycetes; Eurotiales; Aspergillaceae
Exons: 1
Coding region: 390-1529 (379 amino acids)
Biological process (GO): nucleoside metabolic process
Molecular function (GO): catalytic activity
Source: RefSeq, a predicted model, not a curated record